AUGGCUUCAAGUCUCGAGUUCACUGUCACCAAGUUUGAGCCGGAAUUUUACGUGUCCGCUCACGAUAUGGAGCGGAAACUAAACAUCCGCGCCUUGGAGCUGCUGCAAAGGUCACGUCAAGGCGAAGCGUACCAGGACCAACAGUUCCUGGACGUAGUCUGCGGAACGGGGGACUUCACGCGCGACCACCUGCUUCCCCAUUGUAGUCCAUGUGGACGAAAAGUCGCCGUUGAUGUCUCGUCGGAAAUGAUAGAGUUCGCGCGGAAGCAUUUCGCCCACUCCAAGAUCUGCUUCGACACGCUGGACAUAUCGGAAAAAGACGUGGACGACUUCAUCACGAAGUACGGUCAGUUUGAUCGCGUGUAUUCUUUCUUCUGCUUGCACUGGGUCAAAGAUCAAAGGACGGCCCUCAAGAACGUCUCCGCGUUGCUGAAACCCGGGGGAGAUUGCUUUCUUCUCUUUACCGCCUACACCCACACCACGCGACUGCGAAGGAAGCUGGCGAAAAUGGAUCAUUGGAAGAAAUGCGCGGGAGGUGAGACGGCUUUCGGAAUACUCUUUGAAUAUCCAAUACCGUGA
Molecule: messenger RNA, 579 nt
Organism: Ixodes scapularis (black-legged tick)
Lineage: Eukaryota; Metazoa; Arthropoda; Arachnida; Ixodida; Ixodidae
Product: juvenile hormone acid O-methyltransferase-like
Exons: 1
Coding region: 1-579 (192 amino acids)
Source: RefSeq, a predicted model, not a curated record